AUGGCGCGCAAAGGUGAUGAAGUAAAGGAGAAGCACUUCACGACCCGCAAAGUCGAUGGAAAGGAGAUUUGCAAGUGUAACUAUUGCAAACAUGAGUUCAAAUUCUCGAAUGCGAGGCAGCUACGUACACAUCUGGCCAGAGGAAAGACAUGUAACACGCCGGCAAAUGUUAGGGAUUACUAUAUAAGGCGUUCUUUGGAGGAUCAGCAGAAGCCAAGCAAUGCGCUUGCCCUGACCCGUCCCGUAAACGCUCCUCAAUACACAGCAGGUGAUGUAG
Sphaeroforma arctica JP610 is the source of this 277-nucleotide messenger RNA. The record is from the annotation of a RefSeq genome assembly. NCBI's taxonomy places the organism in Eukaryota, Ichthyosporea, Ichthyophonida.